This is a messenger RNA of Chiloscyllium plagiosum (whitespotted bambooshark), 2169 nucleotides long. NCBI's taxonomy places the organism in Eukaryota, Metazoa, Chordata, Chondrichthyes, Orectolobiformes, Hemiscylliidae. The record is from RefSeq and is a predicted model, not a curated record.
CAAAUUGAAUCUUUGGGUUUCAUCCAGGUGGUGCUGCGUCCACAGAGCCCCCCGCAGUCAGCUCGACAGCUUGCCCUCCGAAUCUUCAGUAAGGUGCGGCCUCCAGUCGGAGGCAUCUCUGUGAAAGAACACUUUGAGGUGAAUGUAGUCCCACUCACCAUUCAGCUAACGUACCAGUUCUUCAGGAGGAUGAUGGGUUUUUUCUUUCCUGGGCGAAAUGUUGAAGAGGAUGAAACAGGAGCUGAUGAAGAAGAUAAAUCCAAACUGGUGACAACAGGGAUCACAGUUAAUGUGAAGUCUCGCCAGCUGAUGGUGCCUGAGGAACCUGUUACCCUGGCAACUGGGAAAGGAGUCUCUGCUGGUUUAAACAGGGCUUCUGGAGUGAGGAGAUCUUUCAGGAAGCUUCCAGAGCAUCCAGUGGACGACAUUGAUAAGAUGAAGGAGAGAGCCGCAAUGAAUAAUUCCUUCAUUUACGUUAAGAUUCCACAGGUCCCUCUCUGUGUCAGCUACAAGGGUGAGAAGAAUAUUGAGGAUUGGAAGGAUUUCAACCUGGUCCUGCCCUGCCUGGAAUACCACAACAACACGUGGACGUGGCUGGACUUCGCUAUGGCUGUCAAGAGGGACAGCCGUAAGGCUCUGCUUGCUCAGGUAAUAAAGGAGAAACUCCGUUUGAAACCAACCUCAGGAUUGGAGGCAAGGGGAAGGAGCACGGAGCUUAAAGCAGAUGGUAAUAUCCAGCAACAGGAGAAGGAUGAGAAGGCGCGUCUGCUGAUUGGGUCAAAGCUAAUCUCUGGCGAUAAAGCCUCAGGCAAGAAGUCACUGUUUGGGAAACGCAAGUGAUGCCAGAGAUUGAUGGAUCAAUUCUCUCACUCUUUGCCUCCUUAGAGACAACACGGUGGGCUUCAAGAGGAAUAUAGUGCUGGGCAUUACACAGCCACUUGCUCCUCUCCACCAGACUCAAAUAUAACCCUGGGCACUUUCAGCUGCUGUAAAAUUGUGUAAAAAAAAAAAGUUAUUAAAAGCUUUUAAUAAACUGUGAUGUAAUUAAUAUUCACACUAAAAAGCUGCACUGUUUUGUAGUAACUGUAAAAUUUGUAAUUUACUGUUUUCUUUGUCUUUCAGCUGUAAUCGUGAUAUUUUAAAAAUUGAGCAAAUUAUUUUCCUUUCCACUUUACCAAAAAUGAAAGUUCUGGAAACUUUAGCCAAAUGACUAUGAACUGUCCAACAGUAGCCCAGGAAGCAAUGAAUCAGUUAACACAAUUGACUGGUCUCUAUCUUCAUUGGAUCCAGUUUAUGGGCGAGUACCUGAUUUGUGUUGGUGCUUUCUGCUGAGGCCUGUUGAUGCAUGAUCACUGGGUGAUUCAAGUUUGUAUCUGUCCCUGUUUAUGAACAGUCUCCCCUGUUACUAGGGACAUAGGCUGGGAGCCUUGUGAUGUUACCUGGAACACAGCCCCUUCAAAUUCCCACUCCAGUUAUGAGAGGGAAUGAACUGAGCUCCAGAUAACAUCCUCACUAUAAGGAUUGUUUUGUUUUGAGAAUGUAGAUACCCACAGGAACAAUACGAAGAAAGCAGCCACUCAGCGAGAAAAACUACAGAAUCAGUUUCUGCUAAUUCAAUAUUUUAUCAUUUAACCCUUGAAGGAUUUUGUAGGAAAUUUGCAGGGAGAAUUGAGCUUCUUUGAUACUGGGAGGCAGCUUUCUUUUGGUGAUAUUUCGUGGUUAUGGGAAAUUUGCUUCACCUGCCUCUUUACACUUUUCUUUGCCCAUGUUUGCAGGGGAGUGGCUAUUGGAGGAGGGUUUGUGGGUCUGUACACAAUACCCCAUUCUCCCAUCCCACCUUUUAACUUAAAGUCACCAUCGUGGUGCUUUUGGGAAGUGUUUAGUUCCCUAACCAUACCCAUACCCUAAAGUACAAACUUACAUGGUAAGCACCACCCCCAGUUUUUUUUUUAAGGUUUCAGCUCUGAGCACAGUUGCACGAGCCAUGUACUCAGGAUGGGCCAGUGGAAUCCUCACAUUGUUGUUAUAAUCAAUGCAUUGCUUUUUUAUAAAAAAAAAAGAAUUAUUGAUUGUUUUUAAGCAGGUGCUGCUCUGGGUCACAAGUUCCACUGUAACAAGUUCAUGAACGUAAAAAUGCAAAAGGCUAGGAAUAAAGUUGUUUUGUAACAA